Messenger RNA from Rhodotorula graminis WP1, 906 nucleotides. RefSeq names its product orotidine 5'-phosphate decarboxylase. Bases 1 to 840 code for a protein of 279 amino acids. The record is from RefSeq and is a predicted model, not a curated record. Gene Ontology annotation, biological process: 'de novo' pyrimidine nucleobase biosynthetic process; 'de novo' UMP biosynthetic process. The transcript has 4 exons. NCBI's taxonomy places the organism in Eukaryota, Fungi, Basidiomycota, Microbotryomycetes, Sporidiobolales, Sporidiobolaceae. Gene Ontology annotation, molecular function: orotidine-5'-phosphate decarboxylase activity. Gene Ontology annotation, cellular component: cytosol.
AUGCCCUCGAUCACCAAGCGCACCUACGGCUCGCGCGCCGCCGCUCACCCGAUCCCAGUCGCGCAGCAGCUCCUCGCGUGCUGUGAGCGCAAGCAGACCAACCUGUGCGUCUCGGUCGAUGUGACCAAGAAGGCGGCGCUCCUGCGCAUUGCCGACGCCGCCGGCCCUUACAUCUGCUGUGUCAAGACGCACAUCGACAUCGUCGAGGACUUUGACCAGGACCUCGUGCAGCAACUGCAGGCGCUCGCCGACAAGCACGACUUUCUCAUCUGGGAGGACCGCAAGUUUGCCGACAUCGGCAACACGGUCCGGCUGCAGUACUCGUCGGGCAUCUACAAGAUUGCCUCGUGGUCGCACAUCACCAACGCGCACCUCGUCCCGGGCGAGGGCAUCCUGACAGGGCUCGCGUCGGUCGGCCAGCCGCUCGGGCGCGGCCUGCUCCUCCUCGCCGAGAUGAGCGCAAAGGGCAACCUCGCGACGGGCGACUAUACCCGCAAGAACGUCGAGGCCGCAAGGAGGUUCCCCGACUUUGUCAUGGGCUUUGUCGCCAUGCGUCGCGUCGACGAGCGGGAAGAGACGGCGGGCGGGGUUGCACCAGGCGAGGGGGCCGACUACGUCAUCAUGACGCCCGGCGUCGGGCUCGACUCGAAGGGCGACGGCAUGGGCCAGCAGUACCGCACGCCAGACGAGGUCGUCAACGAGUCGGGGUGCGACAUCAUCAUUGUCGGGCGCGGCAUCUACGGCGGUGGCGAGGGCAGCGCCGACGACGAGAUUGUGCGGCAGAGCAAGCGGUACCAGGAGGCGGGCUGGAAGGCGUACUUGGACCGGCUCGAGCAGUGAGGGCGGGGGCCCGCUCUCUCUUUUGUUUAGACGAACGCUGCAACGAGUCGAGGGCUGGAGAACGAC